ACUAUCGUUUGUUUUAGUGUAUUGUUUCAUAGAUAAAAUGUCAAUUACGGAGAAAUAAAUCUCGAAAGUUGGAUGAUAUUGACGACAUGAACAAUAGGAGACGGAAGCUAGUGCAUACAUUCUCGUUGAAAUCAAUUAUCUGUGGCGCAACCCUCUUCGAAUCAAUACGACUUUGAAACGAUAUAUAUGACUACGACUGCUAUAUACGAGAACCUUAACUCGCGUGUUCGCUAGUGUACAGUAUUCUAACUUUAGAAACGACCUAUCCAAGUGUAUCACCACUACAUUAAUCUCAAAACCUGACCUAAAAUUAAUACGGUACAACAAACUUAAGUGUGAAACUACUUCUAAAUGGCAGCUGCUAUAACGCAUUUAAUGUGACAACUGUGCUAUAUUCGUUAUAAUAUCGAUAAGAAUCUAGUAUGCAUUCUAUACAGUUGCUGUCAGGAUAUGAUAUGCCUACAGUAGGACUGGGAACGUGGCAGGCUAAACCAGAAGAGAUUGAAACUGUUGUGAGCACUGCCUUAGAAUGUGGUUAUAGACAUAUUGAUACAGCAGCAAAUUAUAAUAAUGAGGAUGCGAUCGGCAGAGCUUUGAAGAAAUGGUUUGAUAAAGGUGGUACUAGAGAAGAACUUUUUAUUACAACAAAGUUACCCAAUUUUGGCAAUCGACCAUCUGAUGUAGAAAAGUUCAUUAAAUUAUCGUUAAAAAAGCUUGGAUUGGAUUAUGUAGACAUGUACCUUGUUCACAUGCCCUUCGCAUUUAAGUUAGAUCAAAAUACAUACACUGCAGCAACAAACGAGGAUGGAAAUUACAUACUCGAUUUUGACACAGAUCCUGUCUCAGUGUGGAAAGAGAUGGAGAAGCAAGUUGAAUCAGGACGCACUAAAUCUAUAGGUUUAAGCAACUUUAACGAAGAGCAAAUCUCGACCAUUUGGAAAAACGCACAAAUUAAGCCAAGUAAUUUACAGAUAGAGUUACAUGCAUAUAUGCAGCAAACACCAAUUCGAGAAUUGUGCAAGAAGUACAAUAUCGUUGUAACAGGUUACAGUCCAUUAGGCUCUCCAGCUGCAAAGACACAUUUUCAAGCAAAGUAUAAUUAUACUUCAAAUACAUUUCCUGACUUGCUAAAUCACCCGAUUGUUCAAAAGAUUGCUGCAGAGCAUAAAAAAACGACAGCACAAGUUUUAUUGCGUCAUUUACUACAACCAGGUGUUGUAAUUAUUCCUAAGAGUUCGUCCCCGGAAAGAGUCAAGUCAAAUAUCGAUUUAUUCGAUUUUUCCUUAACAGAGGAAAACAUGAAAGUUUUGAAUACCUUAGAUAAAGGUACUAAUGGACGAAUUUUUAAUUUCUUAUUUUUUAAAGGAAUUGAACAUCAUCCACAUUAUCCGUUUAAAAAUGAACUUCCUUAAUCAUAAAUUAACAUCCAAGUCAUUAGUUUGUAUAAAAAUAGUUGAGAAAGAAAUACAUAACAUACCAAACGAGCACGAUACGUUAAAUGUAGUUCUGU
This is a messenger RNA of Cyphomyrmex costatus, 1510 nucleotides long. Its product is annotated as alcohol dehydrogenase [NADP(+)]. The coding region runs from base 423 to 1412 and encodes 329 amino acids. Gene Ontology annotation, molecular function: oxidoreductase activity. Lineage: Eukaryota; Metazoa; Arthropoda; Insecta; Hymenoptera; Formicidae. The transcript has 7 exons. The record is from RefSeq and is a predicted model, not a curated record.